Molecule: messenger RNA, 435 nt
Organism: Raphanus sativus (radish)
Lineage: Eukaryota; Viridiplantae; Streptophyta; Magnoliopsida; Brassicales; Brassicaceae
Product: S-protein homolog 9-like
Exons: 1
Coding region: 1-435 (144 amino acids)
Source: RefSeq, a predicted model, not a curated record
AUGAAUCAUCUCUUAAGUUUUUUUAUUGUCAUUGCGUUGUGUGUUGAGUUGAGUAGAGGAAAACUUUUUCCGAAAGACUCUGUACAUUUUAAAAACUCUCUUCAACCAAAAAACAUUCUCAGGAUCCAUUGUGUAUCGGAAGAAGAUGAUCUAGGCGAUCAUUUAUUGAAUCCUGGACAAACCUAUAAUUUCAGUUUUUAUGAAAGUAUUUUCACGACUAAAGUUGAUUGUGUCUUAUUGCAAGGAAUUGGUGGUUACAAGUUUUAUGCAUUGGUUAGAGCAUAUGAAGGUGGUGGUAUUAUUGUCCAUUAUGGUAAGAGAAACUUUUGGGAUGCAAGAGAAGAUGGAAUAUAUUUCACACAUGGUUGGAUUUCUCCCAAAUUAGAGUACAAAUGGUUAGUCUGGCCAUCCCAUGUCCUUGCACCAUCUCAAUAA